UCGGACGACCAGUCAGAGGAAGGAGUGGGAGAAGGAGGUGGCCUGCUUGUAGUGCGGUUCGCAGAAGUUUUGUAAAAAUUCCUGGGUUGUUUGUGAGACAACAGCAGCACCAGGGCGAUGUCUGUCAAAGACAGCUGCUCGUUAUUCGACUCAUUUUCUACCGGAUGAUCCCGAGCUCCUGUCGCUGUUCCUGUUGUGUUUUUUAGACAGAGAACCAGUUCAUUGGAUGAGUCAGUUUGGGAUUCAGUGUUAAUUGACUAACAGGUUAUUUUUUUAAAAAAUUAUUAUUGGUUUUUGGUUUUGGGAGCUGUGUUUUCAACGUUUAGACUCAACCAGUCGGUGCAAGUUGUGGACGCACGUGUAGUCCGUCCUCCUCCAUCCGGCUCAGGACGCACCGAUCCGUCAGCUCUCUCUAGAUAAAAGUUGGUUUUCUGUUUGGGAUUUCGUUUUAAAAGAGGAAGAGAAAGCUAGAGACAACAUGUCGCUAAGCAGAAGUAUUGAAUUCGAACACUUUGAGGAACGAGAGAAGCCGCACCGGACGCCGAGGACCAACUCAGGCUCCGGGUCUCAGUCCGGCUCCAGAGGAAACGGUCUGGUGCCAAGCCCGGCGCACAGUGCACACUGUAGUUUCUACCGCACACGCACCCUCCAGUCCCUCACGACCGAGAAAAAGGCUCGGAAAGUGCGCUUUUAUCGCAAUGGUGACAAGUAUUUCAAAGGUUUGGUGUAUGCGGUGUCCAACGACCGGUUCAGGUCCCUGGAUGCUCUGCUCAUGGAGCUCACACGGUCCCUGUCGGACAACGUCAACCUUCCUCAAGGAGUCCGGACGUUGUACACGCUGGAUGGGGGCAGGAAGAUCAGCAGCCUGGAUGAGUUAGUGGAGGGUGAGAGUUAUGUGUGUGCCUCCAACGAAGCCUUCCGUCGUGUGGACUACACCAAGAACGUAAACCCCAACUGGUCAGUGGGCAGCAAGACCGGUACAUCACGCUCCCUCUCCUCUCUCUUCCCGCUGAAGAACGAGCUGCAGCGCGAAUCUAAAGACUUCAUCAAACCCAAGCUGGUCACGGUCAUCCGCAGCGGCGUCAAACCCCGCAAGGCCGUUCGGAUACUGCUUAAUAAGAAAACGGCACACUCCUUUGAGCAGGUGCUCACCGACAUCACUGAUGCUAUCAAGUUGGACUCCGGAGCCGUGAGGAGACUGUACACUUUGGAAGGCAAGCAGAUUACCUGCCUGCAGGAAUUCUUCGGGGAUGAUGACGUGUUCAUAGCGUGCGGACCAGAGAAGUACCGUUACGCUCAGGACGACUUUGUGUUGGAUCACAGCGGUAAGGCUUCCACAGCCUUUAUGACUGAAUGCAAAGUGCUAAAGUCAUCGUACAGUCGCUCUGCUACUCCAAACCGGACAGCUAAGAGCCCUGGACCUUCGCGACGCAGCAAGUCUCCUGGUGCAGCAAGACGACCUGUCCACUACUCAACCAGUCAGUCACCAAUCAAGUCCCCAGUAAACGGUAUCUCAACAAGCCAGAGCUCAGCUCCUAAGUCCACCAAGUCCUCCACACCAUCUCCCACCAGCCCCCGGCCCAUCCCCAGUUUUAAGAUCCCUCCGUCACAUCACAUCUCCUCCCCAAAUGUAAAUGGCUCUUUGAACAAUCACCAGGAGCAAACCAAUCAGCUGAGCCCAGAAGAAGUUAAUGGGAACAGAUACUUGCCCGCCUUGAGCAUCUUGGAAAAAUACAAGAUCGGCAAGGUCAUCGGAGACGGCAACUUCGCAGUGGUCAAGGAGUGUGUGGAGAGGUCCACGGGGAAGGAGUUUGCUCUGAAGAUCAUCGACAAGGCCAAGUGCCGUGGAAAGGAGCACCUCAUAGAGAAUGAAGUCGCCGUGCUGCGGAGGGUGAAACAUCCCAACAUCAUCAUGCUGAUUGAGGAGGUGGACACGCCCUCUGAUCUCUACCUGGUUAUGGAGCUGGUGAAGGGAGGGGAUUUAUUUGAUGCCAUCACGUCCUCGGCCAAAUACACAGAGAGAGACGCCAGCAUCAUGGUCUACAACCUCGCUGGGGCCCUGAAGUACCUGCACAGCAUGAACAUCGUGCACAGAGACAUUAAGCCAGAGAACCUGCUGGUGUUUGAGUACCCAGAUGGCACCAAGUCACUGAAACUUGGAGACUUUGGAUUGGCCACAGUGGUGGAGGGACCCUUAUAUACUGUCUGUGGCACUCCUACAUAUGUGGCGCCAGAAAUCAUUGCUGAGUCUGGUUACGGUCUGAAGGUGGAUAUCUGGGCUGCAGGUGUCAUCACCUACAUCCUUCUGUGUGGCUUCCCUCCAUUUAGAAGUGAGAACAACCUGCAAGAGGACCUGUUCGACCAGAUCCUUCUUGGCCGGCUGGACUUCCCGAGUCCUUACUGGGACAACAUUACCGACUCAGCUAAGGAGCUGAUUGGGAAGAUGCUGCAGGUCAACGUCGAGGCUCGAUACACUGCUCUGGACGUCCUGUCACACCCCUGGGUCACGGAUGACGUCGUCUUGGAGAACAACAUGAAGAUGGAGGUGACGGGUAAACUGAAGACGCACUUUAACACUGUGCCAAAGCACAACAACGCCACAGCCGGCGUGUCGGUCAUCAUGAGCACAGCUCUUGAUAAAGAGAUCCUUCGGCUCGCUGCCCGUCGUCGUCCAGAUCCACAAGUGGUGCCAUGCUCGCCAUCGCUAGCUGGCAAGGAACUUCCAUCUGCUCUCCCAGUCGAACCAGCUUCUCCAACCAUACAGGCGUCGUGUGCCAAAGUUCCAGAAUCUACCAGUGUGGCUUCAGCAACCGCCCAGACUGCAGCAGCUGCUGGGCCUGAUGCUAGCAGACCUCCCUGCUCUCAGUCCACCAGUGACAGCCAUGUUUUAGCUGCUGAGGUAGAUCUGCCUCCUCUUCCUCCUGCUGCUGUAAGUUCGCUUCAGUUCUCACCCUCACCCUCUGCUGAAGCUCCUCCCAUCGCUUCGGUGCCUCUCUCCUCCCCUCCCGAGAUAGAAACGUCACCGACUUCCCUCCCAGCCGCCCCUUGUUUACCAACAGAGUCGACCUCCCCCCGUUCUACUCCCUCAACACCCACCUCCCGUCCUUCCCCGUCAUCUCCCACCAAACCCUUUUCUCUCUCCCCCUCUUCUCCCACCAAGCAACCAGCAUCCCCAUCCUCCUCUCCCACAAAGCCAGUGUCCCCCUCUCCCGUCUCCCCCGUCCAGCCCGUCGUAUUCUUCCCACUCUCCUCCCCGACAGAACCGGAACCGUCCUCCCCCUCUCCCAUCCAUCCGACUCUGUUCCCCUCUCCUCCCUCCACGCCUCCCAGAUCCAGCAGCCCUCCCUCCCCCGCUGGCCCUCCUUCCCCCAGCCCUCCACCCGCCGAGGAGCUUAUGGGGUGAAAAGGCCAGUCUGCUCAGCUCCUCUUUCCAUGAACAAAACUGAAAACACCACAUCGAGCAUUUGUUAGUAGCUGUAAACUGAGCCAGGCACUGACUGCUGUAUCCACAUCUACUCCUCUCAUUCUCAUUGUGUGAAAUGGAAGCAUUUUCUUAAGAGCGUCGAUUGUAUAUGUGUUUUUAUUUAUUAUCGGAGGAUGCGGAGAAAGGGAAUAUCACUGUUCUGAGUGGUUUGUCUAUUGAAGUCAUGCAUUUCUGUAUCGCAUAAUGUGAAACCUUCCUCUCAUUUAGCUUUUCACUUCCCUUUUGUAAAUGAUGAUUCAGGACAAACACAUCCAUAUAUCGGAUGUCGGAUCUCAGCAUAUCGGAACUUGCUAGUCUAGCUACCUGUAGUGUAGCCAUCCUGAUGGUGACAGCACAUUUACUCCUUUAUGUGAGUGUUACUGUGAACGGUGGGUGGACAAAAUAAUGCAGUAAGUAAGUUAACACGAUAAACAGCUCCAGUUCUGUGACCUUUUGAUGCCGGUAAAAGUGGUGAUUAUCAGAAACAAAUAGCUGUUAACGUUCAGUUUAAGGGUAUGUCCAAAGUCCUCACAGAAGAAUCUCCCCACUUGGCAGAUAUUUUGGGCUAGAAAGACCACGAUCCUAUUUAAAUGAAAGUGGAGAGAAUAACUGUAAUUUCCACCAGGACAAUAGCGACCAUGCCCAAAACCCAACACUUUUUUGAAUUAUGUAUCUAAUUUUGGCCAAUUUUAGUCCAAUUUCUGCACAUUUUCAAGCUCUAAACUCAAACGGGGUAACCUCAACAGAGCUCAAAUUUGGCCAGGAUGUACACCAGGCAUGGGUGAUAAAAAGGCAUCAAAAUGCUACGCAAAAGUCUGAGGACGUGGAAAUGGUGGCCCCCGGAAUUUCAACAUUUUGUCAUGAAACGUGAAAUGCUGUGUAACUGGUCUGUACUUGCUCCAAUCUGCCUUUCUCCCACAAAUUUCUAAUCAGAUUUCAGAAGUGUAGAGUCUUUUCUUACUAAUAUUUCUAAUGUAUCUGCAUUAAUUAGAAAAUGCCAUUUUUAUCAUUCACCUCCCAAAGCUUUUGGAUUGUGAUCGCUCACAGUAAAACGCAUAAACAUUUCAACCAAAGGCUUACACUGUUUUAUCUCAAGACCCUCUCCAUCAAGUCUUUUACCUUGUUAACUUGUUUAUCUGGUGUUUUCUAUGUGUAGAAAGAUGCAUCAUGAGUGAAAUGAUUGGUCACAAUGACUCAAAAACUAUUUUCUGAAUCACAAAUGUGGCCUUCUGCUGUUCUAACUUGUUAAACAACUUAAAUGCAAUGCUUUGGGAAUCACUCCUCAUGUGGUACGUAGCUGUGAACACGUGCAGGUGUUGAUCAGCCUGCUGCUACUUUAAUACAGUACAAAUGGAAUUAUGUUUGUGAUGCUCAUAUAAUUGAAAAUAUCACAGCAGCGGUGACUCUCUCCAGAAACAGUGUCCCAGUUACUGUGAAUAAUUCACUUACGGCUCAGUUUAAAUUAGAUCUGUGAAUUAUCCAGUACCUGGAUCACAGCCUCGGGAAAAGAAGCGUAACAUUUUCAUUAUCGCGAGCACAAAACACAAUUUAUCUACCUUCACGCCGUUAAAGAGGGUUGGGAGGAGAAAUUUCUCAGAUGAAUAUCUAAAAACCUGUGUAAAUAAACCCAGAUACAAGUGACAAAAAGGUUGUUCUUCCAGGGCGGUUGUCUUUUUGUGUUAUUUUGUUCAUCCGCUGUCACUGACACACAUGCUGACUCUUUCACUCACUGUAUGUUUGUAUUUGGUGUCGACUGUAUCUGUACAUAGUGUGAUGAACCUAAGCUCUCCACCUGAAACUUGAAGGUUUGUAUUUGCUGCUGUGUGUUUGAGCAGCCGUGACCUGCAAAGUCAGAACUGCUGUAUAGAAAAAAAGUAGAUCCAACAGACAUUAAACCAAACUUCACAGCUAUGACUAAAGUAUUGCACAGAAAGGACACAAUUACUACUUGUAGUUUCUCCUGACUCUCCUGUACUUUGGGCUGCAUGAAACUAUACUUCAGAAUAUUCAACUUGUGGUUUUUGGUCUGUUGGAUUUAGAAGCACGAAUGUGUUGUCAAGGUGACGGGUUUGUACCUGAUCACAGCUCAUUGCUUAAUGAUGCCUUUAUCCAAACCAGCUUGGCUGAAAAAUGAUGUCCCAAAUUCUGAUUCCUAAAACUUAAGUUAGAAGUGAUUUGUUUUGUCCUUGUUUUAAACUCUUUAGCUUUUAUCCCAGCUGCUGUUAGUAGAGCCGACUCCUCCAGUGGUUCGACAUGCCCCCCUUUACCUCCUCUGGACUUUUUCUGCUGCAUCAAUACUCUCACACACUCAGAGUCAAGUUGGUCACAAUGUCAUUUAGUUCCUCUUCUGUAUAUGUAGUCAGGUAGAUUUUCAUAUGCUUUGUUUUAGCAGUUUGUAAAGGAAAAUUUGUAUGAAAAGACAGUUUUAAAUGGCUAGAUCAAACAUGUCAAACUGGAGUUUUUAUUAGGCGUAGAGCAGCUGCUUUUAAUGUCCUACUAUUUUGAAACAGUUCAAAAAAAGGGUAAAAAAAUGCAAUAAAGACUUCAAAUCUG
Molecule: messenger RNA, 6016 nt
Organism: Amphiprion ocellaris (clown anemonefish)
Lineage: Eukaryota; Metazoa; Chordata; Actinopteri; Pomacentridae
Gene: dclk2a
Product: doublecortin-like kinase 2a
Exons: 17
Coding region: 479-3403 (974 amino acids)
Biological process (GO): intracellular signal transduction; protein phosphorylation
Cellular component (GO): microtubule cytoskeleton
Molecular function (GO): protein kinase activity; ATP binding
Source: RefSeq, a predicted model, not a curated record